Episyrphus balteatus (marmalade hoverfly) is the source of this 812-nucleotide messenger RNA. Its product is annotated as ubiquitin-conjugating enzyme E2 N. The transcript is spliced from 2 exons. Bases 240 to 695 code for a protein of 151 amino acids. NCBI's taxonomy places the organism in Eukaryota, Metazoa, Arthropoda, Insecta, Diptera, Syrphidae. The record is from RefSeq and is a predicted model, not a curated record.
GCCAUCGAUGUGUCAUUUUUUAAAGUGAAUUCAAAGUGCGGUCUGAAAAAAAAAAAAAUAAUUCAAUUUUAUUGUUUGUUGUUAAAUUACAAAAAAAAUUCAAUAUUUGCACAGCAAAUAAUUACAUUUUCUUACAAUUAAAUUAAUCUACAUUAAUCGGAGUGUGAGUGAACUCAUCAUCAAACUCCAGUAAACUACCACAAAACAAACAAAAAAACUUACAAAAAAAACAACUCAAAAUGUCCAGCCUACCACGUCGCAUCAUCAAAGAAACCCAACGUCUUAUGCAAGAGCCAGUUCCCGGUAUUAAUGCAAUCCCAGAUGAAAACAAUGCCAGAUAUUUCCAUGUCAUUGUGACCGGACCAAAUGAUUCACCAUUCGAGGGCGGUAUCUUCAAAUUGGAACUCUUUUUACCCGAAGACUAUCCAAUGUCAGCACCAAAAGUCCGUUUUAUUACAAAAAUCUAUCACCCAAAUAUUGAUCGUUUGGGUCGCAUUUGUUUGGAUGUGCUUAAAGAUAAAUGGAGUCCAGCUUUGCAAAUCCGAACCAUACUAUUGUCAAUUCAGGCACUCCUCAGCGCCCCAAAUCCCGACGAUCCAUUGGCCAAUGAUGUCGCCGAACUGUGGAAGGUUAACGAGGCCGAGGCCAUCCGAAAUGCUCGUGAAUGGACCCAGAAGUAUGCCGUAGAAGACUGAGCUGAGUUCUGAGCUGCGGCUGCCGCCAAAUAAGCGCGGUUUCAGUGCAAAAUUCGAUUAUUAAGAAAUUAAAUAAAAAAAAAAACAUAAUAAAUUAAACAAAAAAAAAAAAAAAAA